AAAAAACCCUGAACUUCAAAAGGGCCACAAAUCAAGCCUAAUCAAAGGGGUGUGAGAGGGAGAGAGAGAGAGAGAGAGAGAGUGGGGAGGGAAAAAAAUAUAAUUCCUGACAUGAGUUCCUACGUAGCCAAUUCGUUCUAUAAGCAAAAUCAAAAUGUUCCUGCCUAUUCCAUGCAAAGUUAUGGGAAUUAUGGAUCUGUGUCUGAAGUUCAGCCUUCCAGGUAUUGCUACAGUGGGCUGGAUCUGAGCAUUACAUUCCCUUCAUCUGGGGCUUCCAACUCUCUGAACGGUGUGGACAUGUCUUCAACCCCCAGAUCUAACCCCGACCGUCCUUCCUGUACAGUCAUGGGAUCUUCAGGGCACACUUUAGGCAGAGACGACCAGACCUCUCUAAACCCAGGAAUUUACAGUCAGAAAGCUUGUGGCACCACCACAGCCACCAGCAGCAACAACAACAACAGUACGCCGUUGGAAGAUAGAUCUAAGAGCAGUGGGGAAAUCAAGAGUGAACCGGUGCUAACAGCCCAGCAAAGCGGGCAGUCAAUGCACCAACAACAGCAGCAGCAGCAACAGCAGCAGCAGCAGCAGCAACAGCCACCACAAAUAUAUCCGUGGAUGACCAAACUACACAUGAGCCACGAAGCAGAUGGCAAACGUUCCAGAACCAGCUACACUCGCUACCAAACUCUGGAACUAGAGAAAGAAUUUCAUUUUAACAGAUAUCUCACCCGCCGGAGGCGCAUAGAGAUCGCCAACAACCUAUGUUUGAAUGAGAGGCAAAUAAAAAUAUGGUUUCAAAACCGGAGGAUGAAAUGGAAGAAAGAUUCCAAGUUGAAAAGCAAAGAGUCUCUCUAGGUAGAAAUCCGGGUUAGGGGUUGGGCGGGGAAAGUCAGUUCACAUUGACAAGAGUUGCUGUUGUUGUUGUAGCCUACCUUGAGAAAAGUUUUCUUUGGGAGGUGGGGAGAGGAAAAGGGCGGGUGGGGGGGAAGGGUCGCAGACUGGACUGAACUACAUACUCUAACAAAUCUAUCAGACAAAGGCGUUCUCUUAUUAGUAUGCAAACAGACCCUUUAGCUUUUCAGCUAGAAUUCAGUGUACAGCUCGCUGGAGGGUUGGUGGGUUUUGUUUUGUUUUCCACCACACCACUCUAACCUGUGUCCCCUUAAAUUGGGAGGAAAUAUGUCGGUCAAAUGAAAACCCAAGCCAAUAACCUAUAUCUAUGUCUAUAAAAGAUUACGCUGAAGAUCAGAAUAAUACGCUUAGGAAAUCAAAAGUUAUGCAUAAAAGAGGGAAUCCUCAGGACUUUUGGAAAGUCCCGAGGCCCCGAUCCUUAAACGUCAAGACUUGGAAGUAAAUCCCGUUGUGAAAGGCGUGGGAGUUUACCUCUGUGUCCAACGCGGUGGACGGGCGGCAAACUUGUUGUGAGCACUUAUUUCUCAGCCAGUCCCACUGAAGUCCGUGGGGACUUCCUUCCGAGUAAACGUGAAUAGGAUCGGGCUGCACGAUCUAGGUGUGUGAGAAUGUUUACUUCUGGUGUGGAUGGUGAGUUUCCACACAAUGUAGUUUCCUAGAUGCACUUAACCUGAAACGUGGUGGGGGGUGGGGUGGGGUGGUUUGUUAUUGUGUUUUUUUUUUUAAAAAAAAGCUCGCUGUGAGGUGUGUUCUUCUGGGGUGGGGUUGUUUCAUUUUAUUAUUCAACCCUCCUCCUCGCCAUUGACUUAUUUUUGUAUUAUUUGCAUAUGAAUGAAAAGUGAAUGGACUAUGAACGAAUCUGCUUGACCAUCUCUCCUAGGAGAUAUUUGUGCAAAAACAUUAAAGCACUGUUGGGGUGGGGGCUGGUAAGGGUGUGUGUGUGAAUUCUCCCGACUUAAAUAUUCCUGUGUAUUUAUUGGUUGCGUAAUUAAUGUAGCUUUGCAAAAUAAUAAUAACGAUAAGAACAACGCUGAACUCUUAUACAAAUGUAUACUUUUUGUUUACAUGUAGCCCAUUUUAUUCACCUCCCCCUUCCUUCUCCCCGAUGUUGUAUUCCAUAUAUUUAUUGGUUGUAUUAUGAUAUGUGAAAGGCCAUGGAACAUAUACAGUAUAUUUUGUCAUAUUGAAUAAAUGCUAAAAUAAUAAAUAAAUCAAACACCUAAGGCCAAUUUUGGAGUGCGGGAGAAAAACGCAUAUGAGGUGCCUUUUCUUGAGCGCUUUCUCCAAACCCGCACUUCCACUGUUAUUUUGCUGUCAAUUGUUUUCAAAUCUAUAAAUAUGUAACACAAGAACAAAUCCCGGUUAGUCUGAGGCACUAGCCACCCAAAGUUCAGUACUUGUGAAGUCAUAUUGAUUUCAGUGGGAGAGUUUAGCACAAACCUCUUGCAAUGAAAUCGAUGGGACUUCACAAGCGCUAAACUUUGGGUGGAACAAGCCACUAGACUGAAGCUCAGAAUCCCAUUCAAUGAGAUUUACUUCAAACGCAAGUUGGAAGUAAGCCCCAUUGAGGCGGGGGAACCAUGUCAAGCAAGGGUUGCAGUGGAAAUCGGUCAAACCCUAGUGUUUAACUUCGGAUGGGCUAUGGGUUGGGCUUUUAUGUAUCUUAUGUCGCCCCUGCUGCGUCCCCAAUAAAAGAACUUUGGGUGAUGUGUACUCAGUUGCAGGUCUCGUCACAAGCUUUCUUGAGUGAAUGCCUCUUUUCUGAACUGUUGAACAAUUCUUGACCUGUCCUAGUGUUUGAACAACAUAGUUCUGGGUUCUUUAAAAGUCCUCCAAAGGUCUUCGUACGAUCGCUUUCUUUCUUUCCCUGAUAAUUCCUUCCUUCAGCUUAAAAUAAUUUAAUAGUCCAGAUUCAGGCAAGACUACCUUUCUAAGUAAGAUUGCCCCGUAGAACAGAAUUACCGGGCUAGGCUCUCGGCCCCUCCCUUCAGACAACUUUCCAUCGACAUUAAGUGAAAGUUGUGCAAGAACUGGGCGAUUUGUGAAGGCAGUAGGUCUUUCUGAGACGCUGUGUGUAUGUGUGAUCACUAGAACAAGUACGAUUGACUUGAGCAGAGAAUGGUAGGAUUUAACCCUGGUCUGCGCAAAACUUCAACGUGUGGUUUAUAAAGCACGGUAUUUGCGAAAGUUUCUCCGGUUUAGGUGUAAUAUAAGAAAGCUAAUAGUCCUCUACUCCUUUUGAAACCUUUUUCUAUGCGUUUAAAGAUGACUUCUAUGCCUAUCUAUGACUUCUUCUUCGUCGUCCUCUUCUUCAUAUAGUAGUGCUAUUGGAUUCAGUAAUGUAGGAGUUUGGGGCUAUGCAUGUACUGGCCUGUGGAGAUUUGGGAGGGAUAAAACUGUGCAUAUAUAUUUCACGUAUGUGUGUGUUUCACCAGACACACACCAACUAUCUCUCACACAGACACACACACCGGAGGUCAUGCCUGAGGUGUUUUCGGAGCUAUUUACAGUACAAACGCUUGGGAGAGACCCUCAAUGGCUCAAUAAACCUUUAUAGUAUUUCCUUUACACAUUUCAAACAAUGGAGCCAUUUCCUGAACCUGAAAACAAAAGUUUAUUUUAAUGACAGUGGAAGCUCUUAAGGAUAAAACUGGCUUUGCCUCCUAAGAUUCCCAGCUUUCCAUGGAGUCCCUCUGACUUAAAUAGUGCUCUAUUUCUGAAGUUUAUUGAUAUUUUAUUAUUGUAGUUAUUAUUUAGUGUCCUCUUUGAGAAGAUCAAAUAAUACUGUCACGAAGGCGAUGACAAUUUAUGUUAUGGCAAUUUUACAGUCCACUUGAAAGUUUCCUUUCCCUCCCCUUUCCAGGCUUAACUUGUCAUAUGAUUUGAUUUUACGCAAAUAUCAGUCAAAUCACGUUACGGAGAUCAAAGCACUGGGGUUUACUCUAUUCCAUUUUUGUUUGAUUCAAGAAGAGCCUUCCUUAUUGUCUUGUGUUACCUUUGCAAAUAAUGUGUGCCUUCCAAGGAGUAUCAGCAGCAGCAGCAAAAACAACAACAGCAACAACAACAACAACAAAUAUUGGAACAUUCUCUGAGUAUUUAAAUGUAUAUAUUUCAUGUUGAUGUUUGAAAAUAAUAAGCUACCCUGUGUAAAUCUAUAGAGUGUUUACUGAGGCACCGAAACAGACUUGGCAGAUCUUGAUAGCUGUGUACUGAAACCAAAGGUGGUUGUUUUUACAUCUGUUUCGUUCUAUUUGGUCUUCUCUGCUCACCCCACCCCUAAACCGUGGUGUUCCCUUUCCCUUUAUUGGAAGUUUGCCAGGGAAUAAUUGGGUUUGACAGGUUAGAAUUAACAAAAUCAGAUGUUCUAUUGUUUUAUCUUAAGGCUGGGGGAGAGAAGCCUUUACGCACAUACGUAGUAGGACCAAAACUUUUCCAUUAUCAUAACGCAAACCAGUCGGUUAUAUAUACAGCCAUAUAUAUAUAUAUAUAUAUAUAUAUAUAUAUAUAUAUAUAUAUAUCCUUGUGAAUAAUUGUGCGUUUAUCCAGCGAACAACGUGGGUCUAUUUGGGACUCUUCCCUGUCUUUUUAAAAAGUAAUUUUUCAGGACUGAUUAAUAUUUGGUUGUUGGGCUUGUCAUUGACUUUUGCUAUUCAAUAUCUAACAGCCCCCCUCCUUUUCCUCUUUCCCCUGCUUUUCAGUCCGUUCCUAAAGAAGUCUUGCAAAGCCAAGAAGGAAAUGAAACAUCGCUUACCUUUCACUGUCAUCCGUGUCAACACAGUGGGGACUUUUAAAAGGCCUCCAAACAAGAAAGGGAGGGCGAGGGAAGGGAAGGGGAAAAAAUGACAGACCCAAAGUUCCAGUGUGUCUGCGCGCGCGUGUGCUUUAAAAGAGAGGAUGAAAAAUAAUAAUAAUAUUAAUAAUAAUCCAGGACUUUUUGAGCCAAGGCUUUGACUGCCCCUGAGAACAUUAGCAGAAAUACCCAUGGCUUCUAAGUGAAUUUAGUAGUUUAAAACUUUUGAAGGUUAUUUAUGUGGAUAGCCCAAAGCAAAAGCCCUGAAUGGCUCUCGGUGAGCACGUGAUGUCAUUAAACUAAGUUUUAUGGUUUGGGGGAGCUGACAUACCCACAAUAUAUUUACAUCAUAUAUAAUCUUAACUGUCCACCAUCGCAGCUGCUGGAGCUGUUUAAUGCUGGGACAGUGGGACAAGGCAGUUAGUGCGGAUUACGACGUCUUGGGCUGCUGUUAGGGAAGGCACAUCUCCCCAAAUGGAUCCCUGGCGAGAUCAGAACAUCCGUGUGUAUCACAAGGGCAGCACUUCUACCAAGACAUUCCUUUGCAUCCUUGGAUCCCUGACUGGGAAAAAAAAAGGAUGACGUUCCUGGAUGGGAGCUUACAUCACUCAAAAGAUUGGCCUGGGAACUCAACUACAGAACUGGACUUCUCAAUGAGGAAUAAUUCUAUAUAAGUACUUUAUAAGCAAACCUGGAGCUGUAGAUGGUCACUUGGAUAUGAAGCAGAAGAUUCAGUACGGGUCAGUCAUCCUGAAACAGGCAUUUUUGGGAUAAUACUUAAGAGUUGUUUAUGUACGUAAUGUUUCUACUUUUGUAUAUAUGAUAGCUAACCCUAGGGAAGAUUUAGUAAAAUUUAAUAUCAUCCAUUGUCAAAAGGGUGCCAUGUGAACUGGAUGUGUACAACACUGCUUUUGUACACCCCCUUUAUCCUGUGCAUUGUUCCUUGUAUUAUGUUGUUGUUAUGGCUACAGCUAAGAUAAUAAACUUGUAAUGAACUUGGCAUAGAAUUUACAACCUUGUUGAAUUCGAAAAACAGUGGGAUGAACAGCGAGAUCUCAGCACCAGGCUGCAGGAGCACUUCAGCGGGUGGUGAAAUGGGAUGAUGUUUGUGAUGUGGGUUAUGCUUUGUGAACAUUUCAGAGCAGCUGAACGACCAUCUUCUGCAUGUGGUAUAUUUUAAGUAUGCCCUCCUUUCAUUAACACUACUGAUGUAUGUCUUUGGGAGGCUUGAUAGUUGUUGAAAUCUCACACAUACCAGAAUACAUCAAUCAUUGGCAGGAACUAAGAAGCCAAUAAGACACUCUAGCUUAUAGAGUCCAUGCGCCAGAAUGACCAUCCUAGCCUACAUUUCUGUCUGUGCAGUUGUUAGCAGGUUUGACUUUACCAAAAUGAGGCAUGAAGUGAUUGCUUUAGGCUAGUACAGGGGUGACCAACUCCAAAGAAACUGUGAUCUACUCACAAAGUUAAAAACUGGCAGUGAUCUACCCCCUCACUUUUUAGGGGUUCAGGUCAAAGUUGAGAUUUUUUAGGAAGGAGGAAGGCCCAUUUUUGGGGGUUCAGGUCAGAGUUGUUGAGCUUUUCUGAGGUGGGGGGAAAGCCCUCUUUGGGGGGGGGGAAGAAGGGCUAAAAUGCUGAGCAUUUUUUAGGGGAGCCAAAGUUGUUGAGCUGCUUUGGGGGGAGCCAGUGAUCUACCAGUGAUCUACCACAGAUGUCCAGUGAUCUACCAGUAGAUCACGGUUUACCUGUUGGACGUGCCUAGGCUAGUAGAUUCCUCCCUCCAGCCUUCAUGUCUAUGUGUCAAUCUUUUUUCUUUAAGGAUGUCAUUCUGAACUUUUGCUUCAGUUGUGAAAAUAUCAAAGUUUGGUGCUGUGUGCUGAGUUCACAGCAUGCACACAAGUUGGGUUGUGUUUGGCUCACUGCUCCUCAGCCCACAACGAGAGCAGCACAUAACCACUGGCUGAGUUUCAGUUUCUGGCAAGGCCAGUGUGGCCACACUCUGCGGGUGCUGGAUGAAAAGUCAUUGUGCUGAAUUGCUUGUGCAAAUAGAUGUUAGAUGUGUGUGUCUCAGAUUCUCUGUCGAUGAAAUGUUGUUAUUACUUAUGGGCAAGCCAUUAUUUUCCUGAAACAUCUUGAAAUAUUUGCAUUGUUUUGCCAACUUGUUGUUCAUUGGCAACAUCCAACUGAAAUCACUGGCAAUAUUUGCAUUGCUUUCCAUGAAUCUUAACUACAUCCUAGGGAUCUUUCACACUUUACACAGCAGCAACCCAAGUUUGCCCCCCAAAAUAGUCCGAAGAGCCCCAGUGAAUUAGAGAUGCCUGAUGGAUUUACCUUUGACAUACACAUGCUUGCUGAAUUCAACCAUUGCUUUUUAUAAAUGUACACUUAAAAGUUCUUCCAUGUUGCACCUUAAAAUAAUAAAAAAUACUAUGGACCCCAGAUAGUGUCUAAAAAAAUCGACGUGAGACCUCAUUUUCUUUCUGAUUCUCAUUUCUGAUCAAAGAUUGGACUGUAUGGUGUGAUGCUUGAAAGCUUAGUCAGUUUCACCAGCUGAAUUCUGUGCAGUAAUCUUCUGUUUCGGUCAUUCUCUGGGACUAAUGCUGUACUGCAUGAAAACACUGGAAUGACACAGAGGCAAAUUCUCUUAGGUGCUGGAGUCAAAACUCCCUAUGUUAGGUGAAGAAGGACACUCUACUCACCCAUUGACCCACUAUUUAUAAACUGGAAAUUUAACUAUUCCCUCUAUGGGUUUAUGCAUCUGUUAUCCAUUCCUAUCCAGUACUGUAGUAGCAAAAGAGUUAACUCCACAUGCACUAAAAAUAAUAAUAUAAGGUGUGGGGGUUGCAUGUUAAGGCACCUGCUUUAACAUCUGCACUGUGUAAGCAGGAAAUAUGUUCUACAGCCUUACAUAUUGUGAUUACUUACAGCUUAAAUAUCCAUGCACCCACAUUUUAGCAGGGUCUUUCAGUCCCAAUACUUUUAGUCACCAAGUCUGAAGGACACUGAUGUUCAGGUUACCAUGGGGGCAAUAGUCACCUAGUCAUACACAGACCCCAUGUUUUUUCUAUUUGCUUUCAUUGGGUUAGAGAGAAUAGCAUAGGUUUUUAAUCAAGAUCGGCUUCUAUGUAGAUCAGAUAUGAAAAAAUGUUUGUAUUUAACUUCCUAUAAAAUAAUCUGGGGAGGACUUUGGUGAUAUGUAGCGGGUGGACAGUUGUUGGGGAGCUAUUUUCUUUACUGUUUUUAUACAAAAUAAAUGUUUGUUUGUU
Messenger RNA from Zootoca vivipara (common lizard), 7965 nucleotides. The record is from RefSeq and is a predicted model, not a curated record. Lineage: Eukaryota; Metazoa; Chordata; Lepidosauria; Squamata; Lacertidae.